GCGCGAGCGCGGGGGCGCGCAGAUCGACGACAGUCUCCAGUAUAAAAGAACAUAGAGAACACAUGCUAAAUAAAGCACGAACACCACAUUCACCCUCUGCUGCUGCGAGGCCUCCGGAUCUUUAUUUUUAUAAUAUUAUAUUAUUCUUAUUCGUAAUGUGUAGUGUAUCGUGAUUUCUUUAUUAAAAAUCAAAACUCUUGUAAGGCAGAAUGAAGGCAGCGCGCAUGCGCCAUGACAGGAAUCAGCUGACUGAAGUGCGCAAGAGAUCAAACAUUGUGACUUUCAUUUCAAUCUUCAUUCGAAUCUCCUCAGGAAUAUUCAGUUUAUGACACUGAGCAACAUUAAUCACAGUCCAGCCGACAAACACAAUACAAGCGGGUCAGAUAAUGCUGACAGAAAUGAGUUGCGCCAUAAGAAUUAGACUUUAAACACACAGAGGUGACACGCAUUAUAUGUGUGUGUUUGUGUGUGUUCACAUCUACAGUACACACGCUCUGCCGAACGCGUAAAGUUGCGUGUGUACGCAGUGUGUGUUUAAAUAAAGCUUCCGCUGUUUGAAUCCGAUGACUUCCGCGUUUGAUCGAGCACUUUCAGGCUGUUUACUGUCAUUAGUCCGGAUAAACUUCACUUUUCCGGACUGAUCUGCGCUUCACUGCGGAUCCCGGUGUGUUUUCGCACACGAUUUUAUUUCGGCGGUGUGUUCAGGGAAUAUGAGCUGAAAAUGCCGUCCGUGUCCACGGGAUUGAAGGACCUGUAUCUGUCCACAUCACUGGGCGAUCUGAACAAGAAAGCAGAAAUCAAACCAGAUAAAACCAGCACCAGACAUUACGUCCAGAGCGCUUGCAAGAUCUUCAAAGCGGCUGAGGAGUGUCGUCUGGACCGCGAUGAGGAGAAAGCGUACGUCCUGUACAUGAAGUAUCUGGCGGUCUAUGACCUCAUCAAGAAGAGACCGGACUUCAAGCAGCAGCAGGAAUUUUUCCUGUCUAUGCUUGGACCAACCAGUUUUAAAAAGGCUAUUGAGGAGGCAGAGAAACUUUCAGAGAGUCUGAAGCUUCGGUAUGAGGAAGUAGAAGUGCGGAAAAAGCUAGAAGAGAAAGAGAGAAAGGAGGAAAGGAUUCGACGAGAAGAAAGAACCGAAAAAGAUGGGCCUGCUUCACCGAGAGGAGCUUCAGAGAAGAAAAACAAUAAGAAGGUUAAAGAGGAGCCCAAUAACAGUAAGACUGGAUGUGAUAAAGGAAGCAUUAGCGCUAAGGAUCUGUUCCAGCUGAUGACUGAUCCCAAUAUAAGCGUGCUGGUGAUGGACGCACGGCCCAGGCAGGACUUUGAGGAGUCUCAGAUAUGCGUGCCGUCUCAGACGUGCAUCAGCGUUCCUGAGGAAGCCAUCAGUCCGGGGGUGACGGUGAAUCAGAUCGAGCUGAAGCUUCCUGCAGUGUCUCUGGACGACUGGAAGCGCCGCGGGUUCGUGGAUUACGUGGUUCUGUUGGACUGGUUCAGCUGCGUCUCUGAUCUCAAACUGGGCACCACUCUACAGAGUCUGAAGGAUGCUCUCUACAAGUGGGACAGCAGUACGAUCCUGCGCAGCGAGCCGCUGGUGCUGGAGGGAGGAUACGACAACUGGCUGCUCUUUUACCCAAUGUACACCAGCAACGCUAAAGUCAAACCACCCCGACAGCAGGCGCCCAGCACACUGCCACAGCUGAACUUCACGUACCCGUCGCUGGAGGAGCCCAAACCCGUGAGCGUGUGUGAGGAGCCGGCAGUUGCGCAGCUCAACGGAAGAACCGUGGACCCGGAGCCACCUGCGGAACUGCCUGCGGAACCGCCCGCAAACACACCCGCACCGCUCGCACAACCAGCAAAGACAGAUGCCGUUGUGACGCCCAUCACCUUACCACCCGCCGCCUCGCCCCGACACACUCCACAGGUCGACCGCUCCAAAAAACCAGCGGUGAAACCGGCAUCGAGCGCAAAGCUCAGCGAUGAGCCUUCAGCCAGCAACGGCACUGCUACACACAACGGCCCCGUGAUGCCCGACCGCUCGGUCAAACCCACGCUGGACCCGUCCAGAGCUCUGAGCGAAGAGGAGCGCAGGGAGAUCCACGCCGAGACCGUCAGUCUGAUGGAGAAAGCCCGUAAAGAGCAGGAGCAACGCAAACGAGCCCAGGAGGAGAAGGAGAAAGAGCAGCGAGCCCGAGAGGAGAGAGAGGCGGCCGAGAGACAUCAGCAAGAACAGAACGAGAAGAAGGAGGAGGAGAAACAGCAGGAGAGGAAGAAACUGGAGAGACAGACGGCAGAAGAGGAGGAUCAGGUUAGUGUGAGAGACGAGAAGGCCAAGAAAGCACAGAAGGAUGUGCCGCUGGACGCCGCCAUGAAGAGCAUGUCGCUGGAUUCACCUGCGCCGUUCAGCACUAGGGAGCCGCUGACGCGAGCACACAGUGAGGAGAUGGGCCGAAUGGUCCCUGGGCUCCCAGACGGCUGGAUGAAGUUUCUGGACACUGUAACGGGCACCUACCGGUAUUACCACUCUCCCACCAACCGCGUGCACCUGUACCCUCCGGAGGUCAACACCCCUCAGAUCCAGCCCAGCGUCGUUAAAGCCAAACCGCCGCCGCCGGCCGAGACGGAGAAAGAGAAGGAGCGAGAGCGCGAGAGGGAGAAGGAGCGGGAGAGAGAGCAGUCCAAACUCAAGCGCUCGUACUCGUCUCCUGAUAUCAGCCAGGAACUGAGCGCUGAGAUCAGCAGAAAACCUGCAGCUGUGCCCACCAUCAACAGAGAAAACAAGCCGCUGACACCCGCUGCCGCUUACACUAAAGUGGAGAUCGCGCGGCCGUCCGCGGCUAAGAUCCGGAACCUGAACCCGGUGUUCGGAGGUCAGGGGCCGUUACUAACGGGCCUCCGUAACCUCGGCAACACCUGCUACAUGAACUCCAUCCUCCAGUGCCUGUGUAACACGGUCGCCAUGGCAGACUAUUUCACCAGGAACUUCUAUCAGGACGACAUUAACCGGGCCAAUAUUCUGGGUCAUAAAGGCGAGGUGGCCGAGGAGUUCAGCGUGAUCAUGAAGGCGCUGUGGUCGGGACAGUACAAAAUGAUCAGCCCUCAGGAUUUUAAAGGCACCAUCUGUAAAAUCAACAACCGCUUCUCCAGCUACGAGCACCAGGACUCACAGGAGCUGCUGCUGUUCCUCAUGGACGGCCUGCACGAGGAUCUCAAUAAGGCGGAUAAACGGCGCGGUUAUAAGGAAGAGGACAUCGAUCAUCUGGAUGACGUGAGCGCUGCAGACCUGGCCUGGUCCAAACACAAGCUGCUGAACGAGUCCAUCAUCGUGGCUCUGUUCCAGGGCCAGUUCAAGUCUACGGUUCAGUGCAUGAGCUGCCAGCACAAGUCCCGCACCUUCGAGACCUUCAUGUACCUGACGCUGGAGAUGACGCCCAGCAGCAAGUGCUCACUACAGGACUGCCUUAAGCUCUUCUCUAAAGAGGAGCGUUUGACCGACAGCAAUCGUUUCUACUGCCGCCACUGUAAGACGCACCGAGACGCCAUCAAGAAGAUGCAGAUCUGGAAAGUUCCUCCCAUUUUACUCGUACACUUGAAACGGUUUAAAUACGACGGCCGGUGGCGGGAAAAGCUGCAGACGCUGGUGGAUUUCCCGCUGGAUAAUCUGGACAUGUCGCAGUACGUCAUCGGACCCAAACAAAACCUGAAGAAGUACAACCUGUACGCUGUGUCUAAUCAUUACGGCGGGAUGGACGGCGGUCAUUACACUGCCUACUGCAAGAACCCGAUCAAGCAGCGCUGGUACAAGUUUGACGAUCACGAGGUGUCCGACAUCUCCGCCGCCUCCGUCCGCUCGGCGGCCGCCUACAUCUUCUUCUACUCCUCUCUAUGAGGGACAGAGACGGGCCGUCACCACGGUGACCGGGUGAUUGACGCAUGUUUGACAUGCAGCUGUGGGCGGAGCUAAAGCCCUUUGGGUGAGGACUGAUAGACACUUCUGCUGAGGGAACGUCUCUCUCUUUUUCUGUCUCUCUCUCUCUGUCUUUCUAUCUCUCUCUCUCUCUCUCAGUGGGCGGUUCUGUAUUCCUGUAGGACUGUAGCAGGAGUCUGAACACGGGAGCGUCGGCCUGCUCUCUCCGAACUCACGGCUGGACUUGAUGUCAUUUAGACGGGCCAUGCGAGAUUAGACGUCAAUAUACGCGCACUAUAAUCCCAACCGCUCAUUAGACGCGCAUUUAUUUAUAUGGUGACCAAAUAUAACCGCGCUGUUGGAUCCGAAAGCAGCGGAGGCUCUGGAUGAGAAAAUUCAGCUGAUUGUUCCUUUCAUAUAACAUAAAAAAAUAGAAAAUCACUCACAAACCCACUCGUCAUUGUCAUGACGUUCACACGUACUAAACCGCAGUCCAGAAGUAAGUAUCCUCCAGCGUUACGCGCAGCUUGAGCCCUGUUCCGUAGGCUAGUGUUCAGGGAUCCACUAAUCACAGCAGUGCAAUAACCCUCAUCAGACUGAGACUGAAACGACUUCAUUAGAGCCCAUCAGUGACACUACAGUCAGCACAGCCGCAUUAGCCAUAGAUCUGACGUCGUCAUAUCGCACACACGUCUGUACUAACACUCUGAAUCGAGCGGCGACACGUCACCGCCGUUCGGCAGCAUCUCUCACUGUGGCAUGAGCUUCCGAUGGACUGACUGAGUGAUUCUCUAAACUGGUUUCUUAUAAUACUAAGCGCAUUCUUUAAAUCCAUGUAUUAGCCUAUAAACCUUAUACAUACAUUAAUAAACAGACGUAAACACA
Labeo rohita (rohu) is the source of this 4792-nucleotide messenger RNA. RefSeq names its product ubiquitin specific peptidase 8 (gene usp8). Lineage: Eukaryota; Metazoa; Chordata; Actinopteri; Cypriniformes; Cyprinidae. Gene Ontology annotation, molecular function: cysteine-type deubiquitinase activity. Gene Ontology annotation, cellular component: postsynaptic density; extrinsic component of plasma membrane; extrinsic component of endosome membrane. Gene Ontology annotation, biological process: endosome organization; Ras protein signal transduction; protein K63-linked deubiquitination. The record is from RefSeq and is a predicted model, not a curated record.